Molecule: messenger RNA, 3220 nt
Organism: Parasteatoda tepidariorum (common house spider)
Lineage: Eukaryota; Metazoa; Arthropoda; Arachnida; Araneae; Theridiidae
Gene: sky
Product: GTPase-activating protein skywalker
Source: RefSeq, a predicted model, not a curated record
GUAUCUACCUAUAUUCAUUAGCAAUUUUCAGCUUCCUAAAAAACAUAUUUUUACCAUAUGGUUUUAUUUAAAUAAUCGAAAAUAAAAUACCCCUUUUAAUUGUGCGAUCUUUGUUUUUUAGAAUAAAUUAAUGCAGUUGAGCAAAAUUAGCAGAACAGCCAUGCCAUUUAAUAGUUUAAAUGGUAAAUAUGUUAAUUCUAAGUCAAUUGAGAGACUUAUUUCAAUAAAAGAUGAUGAGAACAUACCAGGUGUUGAGGAUAUUUCGAUCAUUAGUGCUUCUCAAGAUAUUAAACAGAUUAAGGAAAUAAUUCGAAAUAAUCACUGGAGUAUUGACCAUCCUAUUCGUCAAAAUUUAUGGGAAUGCUUGACUAAUCAAAUAUCCACUGAUGAGCACAUUGAUAUUUAUCAUGAAUUAGUAAAAGAUCUAUUUGGCGACAACUACUACAAUUGCAGUUUGCCUUCAUUUGUAGAUCCAGCCUACUGUAUUCGCUAUCAUCUGAAUACAGAUGGAAAACAAACAGUGGAAAAAAUCCUUCAGAUUAUUCGUCAGUCAAAGCCAGAUAUAACAUAUUGCCCUGUUUUAUACCCAUUAAUAAGCAUCUUUUUACAUUACAUGUCUGAAGAAAUGGCUUAUUCUUGCACAAUGAAGAUAUUAUCAGACAAACAAAAUUACAUUUCACAAACCAAAGGAGAUCAUACAGCUUCUGCCUAUUUAGUCAUGAAGCUCUGUAAAAAAUAUGCUAAAAAUGCUUAUCUUCAACUUGAAAAAGAACUCAAAGAGCAUGAAGACUUGGAAAACAUGUUUCAAAAUUGGAUAUCCUGGAUUUUUAAAGGAUUACCAUUCACAUAUUUGGUUCGCAUUGUUGAUUGUUUCCUGGUGGAUAAGAAGAAAAGCUUAUAUCGAAUAGUUAUUGCUUUGUUGAUACUAUAUAAUAAAAAUGUUGACAAAUCAACUUCUGAAGAUCUUGGAAGUUUGCAAAAGUUAAUGGAUUUUUUCCAAAAUAUUCCUGUUCCUGUUGAAAAAGUCCUUAAAAUGGGAUAUGGCAUACGAGGAUUCAGUGAAAAACUUGUGAACCAACAACUAGUCAAGGUACAGAUGACCUUAAAAAGUCAUACAAAUCUAGGAGGACGAUCACAAUCUGCAGAUAGAUUGUCCCCUUCACAAUCUGGAUAUCAUUUGGGGAUCAACUCAUCAGAUCAACCUAUUAUCAGACAAUUGAAAAUGGAUUCAUCUUGUCGAACGAGGUCUGUUGGUGUUGUGGCUUUGGGCAACUUCAAAUCUUGCAUUAUCACCCCUGAACAGAUGAGUGUUAUUUGGAGUUGGCUACCUUUAAGAAUUUCCAUGUCUCAACCAGAAGUAAUUUAUUCUUCAAAUGAACACGGUGUGUGCCUAACAGCAUUUUACAUGACUGUAGGAGAGUGGGAACCUACAAUUUUACUUAUCAAGUCUACAAGUGAUGAAAUUAUUGGAGCGUAUUGUUCUUCAGCUUGGAAUGAGAGAAAUUCAAGUGAUGUUCAGAACAAAAAGUACACAUAUUUUGGAAAUGGGGAAACAUUUCUAUUUACUAUUUCUCCUGAACUGAGAAAGUAUCACUGGGUUGGAUCUGUGUCUGGUGAAGAUGUGCCUCAUUCUGCAAAAUUAUUUAUGGCAGCAGAUAACCAUAUGAUCAAUGUUGGUGCUGGCAAUGGACAGGGCCUUUUACUGGAUGACAACCUUCUUUAUGGAAGAACCGAACAUUGUGAUACAUUCGACAAUGAGCCACUGUGCAGCUCAAAUAAUUUUCAGUGUAAAGUAGUUGAAGUUAUUGGCUUUAAGUAAUCAAUUUUGAUUAGCUGAAGAUCUGAGAAAAAUAUAUAUUUUACAUUUUUGCUUCUUAAACUUGUAAACCAUGACUUUAUCUAUAAUCAAAAUUAUAUAUUUUAUAUUUAUAGCAUUAAAAAUGCUUAUGCUUAAAAUAUUUUUUACUUAAGAUUAAACAGUAGAAAGAUUAAAAAAAAAUUUUAAAUAUAUAAAAUUCAUGAUUUUACUUUAAAACAUAUGCUGUUAAACUUCUGUACUAUUUUUUAUCGUGCAUGUAAGUUUCUUCUAAUGUUAUAAGUUUGAUAGUCCAUUUUUUUGAGGAGUUAUAUUCUGUUAUACUCAGAUCCUUGUUAUAAUUUACUAAAUGGUUAAUUCAACAUUUUUUAAUGAAUGUCUUUUUAAUCAUAUUUCUAUUAUUAAAAUUUAAUUCAAGAAUUUAUAUUGCAGAUUUAAAAAAUUUUAAAAUAUUAUCUUUUUUAACAAAAAGAUAUGUUUUAGUUCAAAAUAUGUUUGUUUUAGAUUUGCAAAAUAUUGUUUUAAUUUAAUAACUUGUUCCAAAAUCUACAAAUUUGCAAUGUAGAAAUGCUAUUAAAUUCUUUGCUCAAAGGAAGCAUUUACAACCCUUUAAUUGAUUUGAGGACUUUUUUUAUCAGCUUUAUUAUUUAUUUGUAUUUCUAGUAAAAGUAGUUUUGUUGUGUAGUCUUUAGUAUAGGUUUUGGAUUUUUGCAAUGUUUGCUCUCUUUUACAAAAUUACUCAUUUGAAAAACGCUCAUCUGAUAAACCUGAUAAUGAUUUAUUUGGUUUCAUGUUUACAUUUGUAAACAUUUGAGUCUCAUUCAUAAAUGUUUAUAUUAAAUGAAUAAAAUAGAAUUUUUUUUUCAUCCUUUAUUUACCUUUUUUAUUGGUAGAAAACAAAUACCAAUAGAAAUAAUUUUAAAUGUAUUGUUUAAAAUUAUUCAUAUAAAAGACAUGUGUCUUAAAGUUAUUAAUUAGGGAAAUGAUUUAAACUUUCUAAGUAGUGUGCAAUUCUCUUUUGAUUAUUUUUGCUUUUAAUAAGAUUGGGCAUGUGAUUCUUCCUCUAAUUCAUGGCAUUCCACGAGACUGUUGAUUUGUGGACUUAAGCGAAUCAAUAAUUUAUAUUCUUGCAAAAUUUUUAUAUUAAAUUUUAUUUUAUAACUAAGGCAAAAUCUUGUAAUCGAGACUUUUAUUCUGCACUUACCAGCUCUCUCUUUUCUUUCUUUUUUUUUUCCUAAAUUCUAAAUCCUUGAUUUUUUUCGCAGAUUUGUUGAAGAAAAACGCAACUUCAGAUAAACUUCCAAAACAUGAGACUGAAAAAUGUAAAAAAAUCUAUAAUAAAUUCGUCUAGAAUUAAUGAACUACUGAGGCUAAUACAAAAGUAUAAACUUGAUUACCUAAAAA